Cornus florida is the source of this 1943-nucleotide messenger RNA. RefSeq lists its product as uncharacterized. Lineage: Eukaryota; Viridiplantae; Streptophyta; Magnoliopsida; Cornales; Cornaceae. The record is from RefSeq and is a predicted model, not a curated record. The coding region runs from base 197 to 1672 and encodes 491 amino acids. The transcript has 13 exons.
GUCACUGGUCAUCCAAUCUCUCUCAGUUCUCCUCCUGGUCCUACUCAUCCAACUAAGUCAAGUACACAACUAUGGCCGGCCAUUUUUAUUCAAUCUUUGUCUCACUCCCUCUCUGUUACAAAACUAUCCAAUAAAAGCCAGUGGCUAUAGUGAUAGCAGUAGCAGACAGCAGACACAGAGAGAACAAUUGUAUGCUAUGGAGGAUCCAAAGAAGGUGGAAGAAGGUCUAGGCCACACAAUAGUACCUGUGAAAGAGGAAAAGAUUGUUGAAGAAGAACGCGGUAAUGAGAAAGAGGAGAGGAGCGCGUCCCUGGAUCAGCCGGUGGAACCAAAGGAUGAGCAACCACUGAUUAAGCGGAAAACCAAAAGGGUUGCAACAUUAGAUGCAUUUAGAGGCCUCACCAUAGUAUUGAUGAUACUGGUGGAUGAUGCUGGGGGAGCAUAUUCGCGUAUUGAUCACUCACCAUGGAACGGAUGCACAUUGGCUGACUUUGUGAUGCCAUUUUUUCUCUUCAUAGUUGGGGUUGCAAUUGCUCUUGCUCUUAAGAAAAUUCCCAAGGUCAAUGAUGCAAUCAGAAAGAUAAUCUUAAGGACAUUGAAGCUUCUUUUUUGGGGGAUUCUCUUGCAAGGAGGAUACUCUCAUGCACCUGAUGAUCUCUCUUAUGGAGUUGACAUGAAGCAGAUAAGAUGGAUGGGCAUCCUCCAGAGGAUAGCACUGGUUUACUUGGUUGUAGCUCUAAUUGAGACUCUGACCACCAAGCUCAGACCAACUGUGCUAAAACCAGGUCAUCUCUCCAUUUUCACUGCAUAUCAAUGGCAAUGGCUUGGGGGAUUUGUCGCAUUCCUCGUUUACAUGAUCACAACAUAUGCACUGUAUGUGCCAGAUUGGAGUUUUUCAGUUCACGAUCGUCAUAGAACGGAUAGAUACACAGUAAAAUGUGGGAUGAGAGGCCAUUUAGGACCAGCAUGUAAUGCAGUUGGUUAUGUGGAUCGACAAGUUUGGGGCAUCAACCAUCUCUAUUCGCAACCUGUUUGGUCGCGCUUAAAGGCUUGCACACUUAGUUCUCCGAGUUCUGGUCCAUUACGUGAGAAUGCUCCAAGUUGGUGCCGUGCUCCAUUUGAACCCGAAGGCUUGUUGAGUUCAAUAUCAGCUAUACUCUCUGGCACUAUUGGGAUCCAUUAUGGACACGUACUGAUUCAUUUCAAGGGUCACUCUGAAAGGCUCAAGCAAUGGGUGUCAAUGGGGCUUGGCUUACUUGUCUUAGCCAUCAUUCUUCAUUUUACAGAUGCUAUUCCUAUCAACAAACAGCUCUACAGCUUCAGCUAUGUUUGUUUCACAGCCGGUGCAGCAGGAAUUGUUUUCUCUGCGUUCUACAUACUGAUUGAUGUUAAGGGAUGGCGGACUCCAUUCUUGUUCCUAGAAUGGAUAGGAAUGAACGCGAUGUUAGUUUAUGUGAUGGCAGCACAAGGUAUCUUUGCAGCGUUCGUAAAUGGAUGGUACUAUGAGAAUGAAGAUAAAACAUUGGUUAAUUGGAUUCAAGAGCAUGUUUUUAAUGAUGUGUGGAACUCGGAGAGAUUAGGGACAUUAUUAUAUGUGAUAUUUGCUGAGAUUACUUUCUGGGGAGUGGUUUCCGGCAUCUUGCACAAACUGGGCAUAUACUGGAAACUGUGAGGAGCCAAUUCGCAGCAAGGCAAAGCAAGGAGCUGUGUAUUUUUCAUACUUUUAAGAUUCUUACAUGUAUGUAAACUCUUGUGGGGUUUCUUAUGCUUUUGAUUGCUUGUAUCUUUGUUUCAUUAUAUGUGGAUGUGCCAUAGAAUUUGUUUAUUAGAGCAUGGUGUAAAAUAGAAUAUAUAUAUAUCUGAACUUAUUCAAAGAAAGCAUUUGUAUUUUCAAUACUAGUCUAAACAGAAGGGAUGUGAAUUUUGGAUCAGCUUCAACUAUA